This is a messenger RNA of Maylandia zebra (zebra mbuna), 1072 nucleotides long. RefSeq names its product ring finger protein 175 (gene rnf175). Gene Ontology annotation, biological process: ERAD pathway. NCBI's taxonomy places the organism in Eukaryota, Metazoa, Chordata, Actinopteri, Cichliformes, Cichlidae. Gene Ontology annotation, molecular function: metal ion binding; ubiquitin protein ligase activity. The record is from RefSeq and is a predicted model, not a curated record. Gene Ontology annotation, cellular component: endoplasmic reticulum membrane; Golgi membrane.
UUGGCACCCUUGGCCUUCCUUACUCGGUCAGUAGGGACCGGGCUAAGCUAGCUGCUGGUUGCCGGAUAGCUUGCACCAGAAGCGCACAGAAAGCAAGACGAUGGCGGGUGUACAUCCCCAGGACGACCUGCUGAAAAUGACACACAGAGAAAACUGGAAGGUGCAACACGAGCGCCUGCACAUGAAGCACAGAGGACACGAGGCCAUGCACGCAGAGAUGGUGCUGAUCCUCAUCGCCACGCUGGUGGUGGCUCAGAUAGUCCUGGUGCAGUGGAAGCAGAGGCACCACCGCUCCUACAAUCUGGUGACUCUGGUCCAGAUGUGGGUGGUUCCUCUUUACUUCACCAUCAAACUGUACUGGUGGCGUUUUCUGUCCAUGUGGGGGAUGUUCUCCAUCAUCACUAGCUACGUCAUCUUCAGAGCCACCCGCAAACCGCUGUCCUGCAGGACGCCGAGGAUGGUCUACAAGUGGUUUCUGCUCAUCUACAAGCUGAGUUAUGCAGUCGGGGUUCUGGGCUACAUGGCCAUCAUGUUCACCAUGUUCGGCUUCAACGUCUUCUUCAGGAUCAAAGCAGAGGACUCGAUGGAUGUUGGUGUGAUUAUGCUGUUUUAUGGACUUUACUACGGCGUCAUGGGCAGAGACUUUGCUGAAAUCUGUUCGGACUGCAUGGCUUCUACAAUCGGGUACUACAACAAGGGUGGCAUGCCCAGCAGGAACCUAACCAAUGAUAUCUGUGCGGUCUGUGGUCAGAGGAUCCUGGUGAACGUGGAGGAGGAAGGAUUUAUAGAAGACACCUACCAGCUCUCCUGUGGACACUUAUUCCACGAGUUCUGCAUCCGUGGCUGGUGCAUUGUUGGCAAGAAGCAGACAUGUCCAUACUGCAAUGAGAAGGUUGACUUGAAGAGGAUGAUGAACAACCCCUGGGAGAAGACGCAUGUCCUUUAUGGGCAGCUUCUUGACUGGCUCAGAUACUUGGUUGCUUGGCAACCCAUCAUCAUUGGUAUAGUUCACGGCAUUAAUUUCUCCCUGGGCCUCGAGUAAAGCCCAGAGGAACACCGCCGUAAGUACGGC